Messenger RNA from Sipha flava (yellow sugarcane aphid), 5023 nucleotides. RefSeq lists its product as uncharacterized. The transcript is spliced from 19 exons. Lineage: Eukaryota; Metazoa; Arthropoda; Insecta; Hemiptera; Aphididae. Bases 4 to 3609 code for a protein of 1201 amino acids. The record is from RefSeq and is a predicted model, not a curated record.
AUUAUGAUGGUCAUAAUGAAACCAUAUCUUACUGUUUCGUACUUUGUGAUGCUCGUAAUGUACUCAACGGUACACACGAUCGCCCAAACAACGUGCAACCAAGGCAUCGGCCGAAUCGUUUACGAAAGACUACCCGAUCAGCAAUUGCAAGGAUUCGAUGAUGACGUGGUACGGGACACGGCCCCGCCUUUCCGAGUGCUGGAAAAAUGCCAAGAGCUUUGUCUGCGAGACCGUACGGCCACCAACAACCUAGUACGGACGUGUACGUCGUUUGAUUUCCAACCGGGCAGUCGAAUCGCUUCGUUUAGCGGCACGGUCGAGUACGAGGAAUCCACGUGUUACCUGACCAGGGAACAGGCACACCCAGAAGGUAUCGGCGUGCUGGUGGUCGUGCCCAAUAGCGUGCAUUACACCGAAGUGUGUCUGUCAUCUAGUAGGAUUGAAAGAGAAUGUGCCAAUAGACAUUACGUUUUCGAAAGACAUACCAGGAAGAAACUUAAGUUACCACCUAGCGAAUAUAAGGAAAUGAUAGCAGCUAACCGGACGGAUUGCGAAGACAAAUGUUUGAACGAGUUCACGUUUGUUUGCCGAUCGGUGACAUACGACUCGGCCUCAAAAACUUGUUGGCUCAGCAGAUUCACCAGGAGAUCACACCCAGAACUACUUGAAGAAGAUCCUAGUUCUGAUUAUUUAGAAAACACUUGUUUGAACGUCGAAAGACGUUGUGAUGGGCCAGUUAUAUUUGUCAAAGAGGAAAACAAACGGUUGGGUGGGCCGUUUGAAGUGGACAUUUUCGCCAAUCUAUCUUUGAUCGAGUGUCAAGCGCAAUGUUUACGCGCCGAAAAAUAUUUCUGUCGGGCCGUCGAGUACGACGAACAAAUCAGACGUUGCAUAAUAUUCGAGGAAGACUCGAUGUCGCAGAAGGAUGAUCUCAGAGUGAGCAACAGUCCUACGCACGAUCUGUACGACCUGGUGUGCUUGGACAACCGUGGCGACUUGCUUACAGCCAAGGGCAAUGAGUUCUCGGACAACACGUUAACGUCACACCUAUUCGCCGAUGGCCGCAGACCCGACACGGCUUUCCAACGGUACAGGAACAGCCGGCUCGGCGGUGAGUUUCAUUCGGAAAUCACUGGACGGUCGUUGAGCGAGUGUCUGGAUGAGUGUCUGAGGCAAGUGAGCUUCCAGUGCCGUUCGGCCGUUUACAGCGAGCGUUUCAGGAUCUGCAGGCUUAGCCGCUUCAACCAGAGAGACGGGCAUCGCGUGAUAUACGACGCUGAUUACGAUUAUUACGAAAAUUUAAUGAACGGCGGUGUCGCGUCAACACCGUUCACAAGACCCGAUCCCCUGGGACAAGGAUCCAAUUUUCUAGGCAGUGGCAAACCGCCUUAUCCAACUCCGGGUAAACCAAUAGGAGGAGGUUUUGGUGGAGUGUACGGAGGAGGUUCUUAUCCGGGUUAUUCUAGUACAGCCGGCAACGGGAUUGGAGGAGGAGGAGGAGUAGCCGGAGGAAGUGGUGUGAGUUCAAGCGUUGGACCUUAUCCUAGUGAAGCACCUGUAGGAUAUUGGGGCCACGUUGGAGGUCACGGAGCGGAUAUACCUCCUUUUCUGGGUUCCGGGGGCAAUAAUUAUGCCUUCGGAUCCACACCGGCCGUUAUCGGAUCUUCGAUACCACCGUACACACCUUCGGCUAUUCCUGGUGGAUUACCUCCAAUCGGAGGAUCUCCAUUAGGACCUCCUUUGGGACUUCCUAGUGUACCAGGUUAUUAUGGCGGCGGUAUCGGCGGUGGAAUCGGUGGUGGUGGUGGUAUCGGUGGCAUAGGCGGCGGCGGCAUCGGUGGUGUGGGCGGCGGCGGAAUAGACGGCAACAGACCGUUCAAUAUACGAUGUGACGACGCUGACGGAUUCAAACAGAUGGGUGUACGGAUGCGUAUGGCAAGAGGAUUGAUUAAGCGAUUCAUCACUGCGCCCACGUUAUCGCAUUGCGAGCGCGAGUGUUCGUUGGUCAGGGAUUUCAACUGCCGAUCAUUUAACUACAGGACGGCACCGUACGGGACGCAGAGAGAAAAUUGCGAGUUGAGCGAUCAGGAAACGCGAUACGUCGACAUGGGCAAUCCGGCGUUCUUCGAAAACGCGCCGGACUACGAUUUUUACGAAAAGUCCGCCAUGGGAAGCCGGAGUAGUCAAGAAUGUCUGGACGUGACGCAAGUGUGCAGCGAAGACGGAAUGGAGUUCACGCUACGCACACCGGAAGGAUUUCUGGGCCGAAUAUACACGCACGGUUAUUACGACAGAUGUUUCUACAGAGGAAACGGCGGAACCGCGAACGUUUUGCGGAUCAGCGGUGCGCAGGGAUAUCCGGAUUGUGGAACGCAACGGUACGGAGAUACAAUGACAAACAUCGUAGUUGUGCAGUUCAGCGAUUACGUACAGACCAGUAGAGACAAACGAUACAAUUUGACUUGUUUAUUUCGAGGCCCAGGGGAGGCUGUCGUCACUUCGAGUUACAUGACCGCAAACUCCGGAAGUCCGAUUCCCAUCGAAUACCUACCGGCGGAGAACUCGUUGAGUUCACGUGUCCGGUUGAUGAUCCUAUUCCAGGGCCGGCCCACGCAAACAAUCGCCGUGGGAGACCCACUGACUUUCCGAUUAGAGGCUCAAGACGGAUAUAACUAUGCUAGUGACAUAUUCGCAACUAAUGUAAUUGCAAGGGAUCCGUACAGCGGCAGGAGUGUUCAGUUGAUAGACCGUUAUGGGUGUCCAGUGGAUAACUUCGUGUUUCCCGGUUUGGACAAGGCUAGAGAGGGCGACGGCUUGGAAGCGAGAUUUAACGCUUUCAAGAUUCCCGAAUCGAAUUUCCUGGUGUUCGAAGCUACCGUCAGGACGUGUCGCGACGGAUGUCAACCGGCGUAUUGUACACUGCACGCGGGCAGAACGGAACCGUCGCUGGGCAGACGUCGCAGGGACACGAGCGCCGCAGACAAAAACGGAACCACGAUGGACGGACCGGACGAUUCAACAGGGAACACGCCUGGGGAAGAGGAAAAAGUGCGACAAGUGAUUGAGGUGUACGAGAGCCGGUACGACAUGCCAUUGGAACAGAUGACAUCGGAACCGGCACCGCAGAGCAUUUGUUUGACGAACAGAGAAUAUUACAGCAUGGUAUUCUCACUGUUCAUGUUCUUGGUGCUUUUGAUCACCGUGUCCAUGUCCGCCGGCAUCUACUACAAGCGUUAUUGGUUGCUGACGGCCAAGAAUGAAAUGGCAAAUAGCAGUUCUGGUCUAAGCGACAUGACUCAACGUAGCGGGUCUACGGGGCGCAUGUCGUUUUCGGGUCGCAGUUUCUUCUCCAACAUGUCAUUCGGAAAGCGCAAACCAUUCCUUAACAUAAGAGCACCCGUGGAACCAAUGGGUAGUGGAUCUACCAACUUAACGACGGCAGUGGUGGUUGGUGGCGGCGGCGGUAGUGGCGUUGGAAAAGGGUUCGAGGAUCCAAGCGAGCCGAUCUACACGGAUCCUUCGUUAUUCGAACGGUCUCGGAGCCUGCGCAGCAUCACUUUCUCUACAGCGGGUCAGAACGUAUUCAAAAAUGAAGCUUUCUGUCACUGAUGCGUGUGCGAAUGAAAGUUAAUGCGUGCGACGUGCUUUUUUCGUCGUUGGAUAAUUAUUAUUAUUACUAUUAUUAAUAUUAUUUUACUAUUAAUAUUACAAUAUUUUUUAUUCGAAAUAUUCAAAUCUGCCGGUAAACGAUCAUAAUUUCAUUGUGUUAAAAAAACGUAACAUAAUAAUAAGAAAAUUACCAAGAGUUCCACCUUUCCUUGUGCCGCUAAACGUUCGAACUCGUAGUAUAUUGCAAUUUAUAGUCUUUCGAAUUUCCACGACAGUCUUAGUGAACUUUUCGGUUACGGUUUACAAAUAUUUAGAUACUCGUUUGAAUUUUAAAAAUUAUUACAUCAAUUGCCCCUCCUAUUCGAUUCAAAUUAAUUCAAACUAAAAACUGAUCGUUUUUAUUUUAACGGUUUUCUAAUUGAAAUAUUAAUUGUCACAUUAAAUUCUGUAAGACUUCUUCGUGCAUAUAUUAACAAAAUUCGAACAUUAUGUACUAAUAUAACACGUUCUUCUUUACCUAUCUCAUAUUGUAAUCGAAUGUAUUUUUGUCUUUUUUUUUUUAUCUAUAUUUUAUAUUUACUAGUUUUAAAACUUGAUCACACGUAAUAUAACGUAAUAUAUUUUUACGUUAUGUUUUUACACAAGGAUGUUUACUCAUGCAUUAUUUACACACAACAUAAUAUUUUUUUUUUUAUUAUUAUCGUAAGUAGAGUUUAGGUACAGUUUUGGAAUUAACGUUGAUCACGGAUUGAAUGUUUUUUUUUAUGUCACAAAGGGCUUUUUUUCUUUUUUUUGAGUGCGUUUAAACAAUAAGUAUCGAUUUUUAGUGGCACGCGUUGAAUAAAAAAUACUUGUGACACGCUCGGUGUACAAACGACGAAUGAUAAUUGCGCUCGAAUAAUGUUAUUUUUUAUGCAUCUCAUAAUUUUCACAACUAUUUAUACUACUUAAGUUUUUGUUAAGGUCGACGUCGGGUAUUCCAGUCAAAAGCACAUCGUGUUCUCAAAAAAUCAUCAUAAUUGAUAUUAUAUCAUUAGUAUUAAUCGUUUCACGCAAUGUUUUUACCAGUAAAAUAUUUUUAACAUCUCAUUCGUUGUCUUCAAAUUUUCAAAUACGGAAUCUUACGAAUGUCCAAAAUAUGAAUUACGAUGGUCAUAGUUUUAAUAUUAUUAAAAAAUAUCAAUAAUUAUUUUUGUACUAUGUACGACUGCUCUUCGCUGAGGUACCCAGGCGGUUUUUGAAAUAUUAUUUUUUACGUAAAUAUUAUACCAUAGUUUAUUUUAUAUUAUUAUCAAUGUUACUUUAUAACAUAAUAUUAUUCUAGUUGUUUAUUCGUCUUGAUGUAUUUAUUCUGCUAAUACUUUUUAGUUUAACCACUACAUUUAUCAAUAAAAACAUAUUAUACAAACAACCA